This is a messenger RNA of Cariama cristata (Red-legged seriema), 290 nucleotides long. RefSeq names its product solute carrier family 50 (sugar efflux transporter), member 1 (gene SLC50A1). Gene Ontology annotation, cellular component: membrane. The transcript is spliced from 3 exons. NCBI's taxonomy places the organism in Eukaryota, Metazoa, Chordata, Aves, Cariamiformes, Cariamidae. The record is from RefSeq and is a predicted model, not a curated record. Gene Ontology annotation, molecular function: sugar transmembrane transporter activity. The annotation marks the transcript as partial. Gene Ontology annotation, biological process: carbohydrate transport.
CUGAUCGCUGAUGCACGGACGCGCCUGACACGCCUGGGGCUCUUCUGCAGCGUCUUCACCAUCAGCAUGUACCUCUCACCGCUGGCCGACCUGGCCAAGAUUGUCCGGAGUAAGUCAACGCGCUGCCUGUCCUUCCCCCUGACUGUCACCACCUUCCUGGCCUCCACCAGCUGGACACUCUACGGCCUGCAGCUCCGCGACCCCUACAUCACGGUCCCAAACGUGCCGGGGAUUGUCACCAGCGUCGUGCGGUUCUGGCUCUUCUGGCAGUACCCGCCGGGCCAGGAUAA